CUACCCAUCAUCGAUUCCACCAUUGUUGCUACCAUCUCCUUUCCACCAUUGUCUCCACCACUGUUUUCUCUUCCACUAUUGUCGCCACCGUCUCUUUCCACCACGUCUCCAUCAUUUUAGUCUUCACUAUUUUUUUCGUUUAUCACCGCCACUAUUCGUGAUCUCUUUACUUCUUCACAUCGUCUUUUCUUCGCUUCUAUCUUAUGUGUGGUUUUUAAUUCUCAUCAACUACGAAAACUCGAACAGUUUCUUUGCUAAUCAUAUUUCUUCUUCUUCCGCUUCAUGAUUAUUUUUCUUCAAUAUAAUCUUUGUUUUGUUCUAUUCUAUUUAACGAUCAUAGAAUAUAAAUUUGACUUUACUGUAAAGAACAUGUGUUAUAUUUUGUUGGUGUAUCAUUUUUAUGAACCAAUUGAUUUAUAUUUAUUUAUCAAGACUAAUCAAUUACAAGCAACAACAUACCAAUACUAUAGUUUUUGAAAAUCGACAAAGACCAAGAAAGUAUUAAAUAUUGUGAACCAGUAAAACAAAGAGUAUGCCAUUUGGAUAAAUAAUGUAGUAUAGUAUAGGAUAUAUAUGUUAUUAAGUUUUAAAAUUGGAAAAGAUGGACGAUGGCAUCUCCGCAAAUCAUAUGUUCUCCUACUCUUUAUGAUUGUUAUCUUCCACUUUUGGAAAAUAACAAUUCAAAAUUGAAAUAUAGUAUUUUGUUUUGUGCCAUUCUAUUUGAGAACAAUAUAAUAGAAAUUAACCUUUAGAAUCUCUUUAGAUAUGUGUUGUUCAUGUGAAUUGAUUGUUAUGUACUAUUUACUUAAAAAAUUAUAAUACAGUAUCCAAUCGAACAUUGUAUUGACGAACCGUCACAUGCGGAGAAAAAAAGUCAUCCACUUUCAUACCAAAUUGUCACACAUAUCAAUAUAUCAAUUUCUUAAUUUUUAUAAAACUUUCUAUUUAUUUUUCGAGUAAUUUUCUAUUACUUACACUAAUUUCCUUCGUAAUUUAUUAAUUUACUAAAAUAAAAAUUACAAUGUAUUCACCUUAAACAUUAGUAGGAUAAGAGUACUAAGAAGCGAACACUUUGCAUAUCUUAUUUUUGUUUGCAUCUUCUUAAAAAAAUUUCUUUAUGAUUUCAUAAUAAUCAAGUAUUAUAAUGUUCAAUUUUUGAAAAGGAAUAUACUGAUUCUGAAAAUGCAUUCAAAUGUGUAAUAAAUAAGUUUUGAUUUUUUCUCUCUUUUGAGAAAGGAGAUAAAAACUCUAAAUGGUAACCAUGAAAUGAAAUUAAUUGAAAUCAAUUUAGAUGAAAUAAGAUGAAUGUAACUAGUUUUAAAACGGAACAAAUUCAUUCCAUUUAAUCCAAAUCAAAAUUGUAGAGGAAUUUAAAAAAAAAAAAAUUCUGUAAAUCUUUUGGAAUGGUUGUAAAUGGUAAAGAAAGUAAGAAACUAUGGAAUCAACAGAACAAGUCUUUUCAAAAAAAAUUAUUCAAAAAAUUUAGCAAUCCACUUCAGCCAAAGUCGAAGUACCUUCCACAUUGUUUUUAUUUUCAGCUAGUUUCCCUUUUAUGUUCAAUACAAUUAAUUUUUUCAAAUGUUAUUAUUACCCUAAAUCCUUUAUAUCUAACCAAAAAAAAACAUUUUACACUUUUUCUCACAUGUGAAUGUGAAAUCUUCUAUCUCUCUCGCUCUUGUCCUUCUUCUCUCCAUUUUUUCUCUCUCCCUAAGUUAUUACAAUUAUUGUAAAUUUUCAAGAACACGAAAGAGUUAAUAUUCCUCUCCGCCCAGAAAAAAUGCCUUUAAGCAACAAUGUAAUCUGUUGCAUAAACUUCAUCUCCGUCCUCCUCUCUAUUCCAGUCAUCGGCGCCGGGAUCUGGCUCACCACCGGAGCAGUAAACUCAUGCGUCAAGCUCCUUCAAUGGCCAGUAAUAAUCCUCGGAAUCUUGAUCCUCCUUGUGGGUCUUGCUGGUUUCAUAGGAGGGUUCUGGAGAAUCACUUGGCUUCUCGUUGUCUACUUAAUCGCCAUGCUUGCUCUCAUCGUACUUUUAGGUAUUCUUGUCGGAUUUAUUUACAUGGUCACCAUUAAAGGAGGCUCUGGUCAUCCGGAACCAAGCCGAGCUUAUCUUGAGUAUAGUCUUCAAGAUUUCUCUGGUUACUUACGUCGACGAGUUCAGAGAUCUUACAAAUGGGAUAGGAUACGUACUUGUUUGAGUACUACUACUAUUUGUUCGGAACUGAAUCAGACAUUCUCUACGGCUCUAGAUUUCUUCAAUGCUCAUCUUACUCCCAUUCAAUCUGGUUGCUGCAAGCCCCCAACAAAAUGUGGAUUCACAUUCGUGAACCCUACGUACUGGAUAAGUCCCAUAGAUAUGUCUGCAGAUAUGGAUUGUCUACAGUGGAGCAAUGACCAAAACGCUUUGUGCUACGCUUGUGAUUCUUGCAAAGCCGGUUUGCUCGCAAAUCUUAAGGUAGAUUGGCUAAAAGCCGAUCUCUUUCUCCUUUUGGCGCUCAUCGGGUUGAUAAUCGUUUAUAUAAUCGGCUGCUGCGCGUUUCGAAAUGCGAAAACUGAAGAUAUUUUCAGGAAAUAUAGGCAGGGUUAUACAUGAUCGGGCUGAGAAGUUUGGUGGCAAAACUGAGAAGAAUGUUUCUUUAAAUUAUUGGGUUCCUAAGUUUUUAGUUUCUUUAUGUUUCGGCGUUUGUAGUUUUAUCUUUUAUAUGUACGCAUGACCAGAACGUUUGGUGUAACUGGAAGAAUGUUUGGUGUAUCUCUUUGGUUUGAGUUUGCAAAACUUUGCAUUUGUUAAUUAAUAUUAUUUUAUAUAUUGUGAUUA
Messenger RNA from Brassica rapa (field mustard), 2815 nucleotides. RefSeq names its product protein TORNADO 2. NCBI's taxonomy places the organism in Eukaryota, Viridiplantae, Streptophyta, Magnoliopsida, Brassicales, Brassicaceae. The record is from RefSeq and is a predicted model, not a curated record. Gene Ontology annotation, biological process: auxin-activated signaling pathway. Gene Ontology annotation, cellular component: membrane.